CGGAAAAAAGGAGUGCACUAUUCUUUCUUAUAUAAAAUCUAUGGAUUUCUUAAAUUGAAAUGUUUAAAAAUUUUACGAUGACUAACAGAUGGCGUUGCUAAGGAAAAAGAGUAAAGAAACCCUGAAAGUCUUUUGAGCCCAAUGUCGUCCAAUUAUCUUCCUGCAUUUCCGUAAUUUGUUGGCUCACUCACGUGCGCAGCCUUCGUCAACGAUGGCUACACCUGUCGAAAACCAUAAAGUAGAGCUCGAAAACAGCGACUCCGACACUUCCUUUCUGUCGGACGUCGAAGAAGUAGACCACAUGAAAAUCCUAUCGUCAAGUGGAGCUGAUGGACUCCAAUUCGUUGAUUCAUAUUUUCAGCGAGAGGCAUCAUCUCUCUUGACUGACAACUCUGAUCUGUACAGCAAUACCUGUGACGAUAGCAGUCUCAACAUCUCUCUCUUGCCUUGGGAACGAUUGGCAGAUUGGAUUCACUGUUUCUGUGUUGUGACAUUUGAUCUUGAAAUCGGUCAAAUGAUAGAGGAAAUCUAUCCCAGUCAUGUGACUCUGUCUGAGCAAGAUAAAACAAGCAUAUGUUACCUGGCCUUUCCAGAUUCUAAUUCUGGUUGUAUGGGAGAUACACAGUUUCACUUUCGAAUAAAACAGAGCUCUGCCAACACAGAUGGGAAUAAUGGAAGUUCCCAAAUGGAUCUUUCCAACCCAAUUCCCAAAGCUCAUUCAAGGUAUGCCCAACAAAUAAUGGAACAAAUUGAUGAGUCUCAUAACCCAUAUAAUUUUAUUUACAAUAACAUUGGCAGAUACAACCAACUUUGCCCACCUGCUUUCAGAACUGAUUCAUCAUAUUGGUGGGGAUUCGCGUACUUUCGCCAAGUGAAAGACAAAAACUUACGAAGAGGUUAUUUUCAAAAGUCAUUGGUGAUUGUGACCCGCCUGCCGUUCGUUGAACUGUAUCAAGAAUUGAUGGCUGUGAUAGCACCAGAAUUUUUCGAUAAAGGUAGCGUGUGCUUGGAAAUUAGUGCCAAAGAAAUUGAUCAAUGGCCUCGUCCCGUGCCUGGCCUAGUAUUGAACUUGCCUCUUUUGGGAACUCUCUUUCAAGUAAAGAUUCCCAGUUUCUCGGCAGCUGCUAGUCCGUCAUUUUCCACCAGUCUUACGGCUUCUCCUUCAAAGACGUCUAGUAGUUCACUGUUGCGGAGGCGUUGCCUCAUAGCAACCGACGUCGACCUCUACUCGGCCUUGGCUCCGUUACUACCGCACCUCCAAAUGCUCUGGGAACUGCUCCUGUGCGGAGAGCCGCUGGUGGUCAUGGCGACUAGUCCGUCGAUAUGCUCCCACGUCGUUCAAGCCCUCGUCAAUCUCAUCCAUCCGCUUCAGUACUGCCUGGAUUAUCGACCCUUCUUUACCAUACAUGACUCAGAGUUCAAAGAGUACACUGGGCGUCCGUCCGAUCCUCCGCCAUCUGUUUUGUUAGGCGUCACCAAUCCCUUUUUUGCCAAAGCAUUACAGCAUUGGCCACAUAUUAUCCGCAUUGGCGGAGAAAUUCUGAGUAAUAGUGCAGGACUGAAGAUUCGCGCUAGUAAAUCGAAUGUAUCGAGUUCCAGUAAAAUGUCAGAGUGCAAGCCAGGCGUGUACACUUCAUACAAAUCGCAUUUGACACGAGACAAGGCGCUGUUAAAACUAAUCGCCAAAGGGGCACAAACACGGCGCCCUAAUCAGGUCCAAUCGGCCUUGAUGCGACGACAUUUCCUUGAGCUAACGCAGAGCUUUAUCAUUCCGUUGGAGAGGUACUUUGCCCGGCUGAUGCCUUUGCAAAAAUCCAUCUCACCUUAUAAGGCGGUUCCUGGUCUAAGUCCUUUCAAAGCUGAGGAAUUCCUAGCCAGCGUCGAACAUUGUGGCCCCCAGCUGACCACAGGGGUUAAAGGCGACUGGACAGGGUUAUACCGCCGCUUUCUGCGGACACCAAACUUCGAAUCGUGGUCACAACAGCGCCAUCAGGAAGCCAAUAACAAACUGCGUGCCCUUCAAAUGGAUGCCCUCAGCAAAUCGGACAUAACAUCAUGGCUUCAAGGGAAACGUGAAGUUGAAGUAGUAGACAUGGUGCUACGUCUCCGAGAGAAGCUUAAUGUGACUAUGGCCGAGGAGUCACUUCCAGUAAGCCCCCAAACACGAUUACACCUACAAGGGCAAUUGGACACAGUUUUGCAAAGUCUCCCAGAGGACCUUCGCUCCGUUCUUAAGGCCAGUUGAGCUUAGCUCAUUUUUUAUCAUUAUGCUAUGUCCUCUCCCGUUUUUCUUCCUGUUCUUCUCGUAUGGUCCACAUCUUUUGCAUGUGAUGACAAAACAAGCCUCCAAAAGCUUUGUUCCGUGUCAAAAGGUUCGUCAGUGGACGAAUUUUUCGUGAUUCUUCCCAUUUUAAAAUGUGAAUCUUCAAAUGACGGUCCGACGAUUACGUGUCUCAGGUUCCAUCGAAUAUGUUCCUGGUUUUACUCGAGUAACAUGACUCCUCUCUAACUUCUUCCCCCCAAAAAGAAACACAAUUUUCUCUCAACUCGGAAAGUUACAGAUGAGAAUCGCUAUAGGGCGCAAAUAACUAAAGAGAUAAGUGAACGUACGUGUGACCCCGCCUUACAUGUUUUAACAUUUCGUCGUACAACAUAUAUACUCGGCUAGAUUGCACCACUUUCUCCAUUUGGCACCUCACGAAAGCGAUCGGUUGCUAAUAUAACUUUACUGGUGCACUUUAAUACGGUAUAGUACAAACUUAUGGUUGCAUAUUUUGCUCAACUGACGGUAAGACUUGUCAGUUUAUGUGUCUCCCCCUUCCGGCGUCAUCAUCGUUAUCGAUUUAAUACCGUGUAGGCUACAAUUUUUUUUCUCUCUCUUACGUAUUAACGCCAAUACACAUACAUGAUCGACCAUUA
Messenger RNA from Daphnia carinata, 2919 nucleotides. Its product is annotated as protein DENND6B-like. Gene Ontology annotation, molecular function: guanyl-nucleotide exchange factor activity. The record is from RefSeq and is a predicted model, not a curated record. Bases 212 to 2245 code for a protein of 677 amino acids. Lineage: Eukaryota; Metazoa; Arthropoda; Branchiopoda; Diplostraca; Daphniidae. Gene Ontology annotation, cellular component: recycling endosome. The transcript is spliced from 10 exons.